CACCGUUGGCUUUAUUCAAAAUACCCCCAUUUACACGACCAAAACCCUACUUUUAGAUUUAUCUGUCUCUCCUUUCCCGGCGGCGUCGCGCGUCCCUCUGUCUCUCUCUCUUUCUCUUCCCGCGCUUUCUCUCUCUUCGUUGGCUCUCUCUCGCUCGGCCUGUCUCUCUCGCCGUCGCCGACGAACGCCCGCCGCCAGAAGAACGCGUCGCGACUGCUUCAUCGCGAGUCCGAGUAGAUCGACGCCGUCGACGGUGAAAAAGAGAGAGCGGAGCACGAGAAUCGAGAGCGAGCUCUCUUCUCCUAUUCUCCGGCGGCAUCGACUUUGUGAGAGUGGGCGGCGGCGGUAGGUUAGGUCUGGGAAGUCGGAACUGAGCAGGGGAGAUAGACGAAGGACAUCUUCGGUUUUUUCAUUUUUUUUAAUUUUUGUUGAAGAUCUCUGUUGGUGAAAUUGGUGUAAAACUUUCGAAAAAAAGACAAGGCACUAGCGACUCGGACAAUAUUAUAUUCCUUUAUUGUCAGUGGCGGCUUUGCGGUUUGUAGGGUUUGCUAGGCUUGACGAUACCCGCAAUUUCUAUAUCUCUGUUGGUGCAUUUAGUUCCUCAGAAACUGCGCAGACAAGUUAAUGGGUGUGAUUGAUAUAUACAGUGCUUCUUCUCCUUGUCUAAUCAAACCCAUGACCAGUCUUAGACCAUUACAGAGCUGCACAUUUGAAGGAACCAAGAAAAGGGUCGUCGCCAUGGCUUCCACAGUCCCCGUCGAACAGAAAGUCAACGAGGGCCAAGAACGUUUGACUGGAGACUCCUUCAUUCGGACCCACUUGAGAAAGUUGUCUCCUUAUCAGCCCAUUUUGCCUUUUGAGGUUUUAUCAUCGCGACUUGGAAGGAAGCCAGAAGAUAUAAUCAAACUAGACGCAAAUGAAAAUCCCUAUGGUCCUCCCCCAGAGGUUUUUGAAGCUUUAGGUUCAUUGAAAUUUCCUUAUAUCUAUCCUGAUCCUGAAAGCCGUCGACUGCGUGCUGCACUUGCUGAGGAUUCAGGCCUUGAAGCUGAAUAUAUACUUGCAGGAUGCGGUGCAGAUGAACUAAUUGAUUUGAUCAUGCGAUGUGUGCUUGAUCCUGGCGACAAGAUUGUGGACUGCCCUCCGACUUUCACUAUGUAUGAAUUUGACGCUGCAGUUAAUGGUGCAGCUGUUAUCAAAGUUCCAAGGAAAUCUGAUUUUAGCCUGGAUUUAGAACUCAUUAAAGAUGCGGUUGAACGGGAAAAACCCAAAUGCAUAUUUCUAACGUCUCCUAACAAUCCAGAUGGGAGUAUAAUUAAUGAUGAAGUUCUCUUGAAGAUACUUGAGCUUCCCAUACUGGUGGUCCUUGAUGAAGCGUAUAUUGAAUUCUCCACGAUUGAAUCUAGAAUGAAAUGGGUGAAGAAGCAUGAGAACUUAAUUGUUCUUCGAACAUUCAGCAAAAGAGCUGGCUUAGCUGGGCUUCGUGUGGGUUAUGGAGCGUUUCCGUUGAGCAUCAUCGAGUAUCUUUGGAGAGCAAAGCAGCCAUAUAAUGUGUCUGUUGCUGCUGAAGUUUCUGCUUGUGCAGCAUUGCAGAAUCCUACAUAUUUAGAGAAUGUGAAAGAAGCUUUGCUACAAGAACGGGAAAGGCUUUACAACCUUCUUAAAGGAGUGCCGUUUCUCGAACCGUACCCGAGCCAUUCUAAUUUCAUUCUGUGUGCUGUUAAAUCCGGAAUGGAUGCCAAAAAGCUAAAGGAGGACCUUGCAAAAAUGGGAGUGAUGAUCCGUCACUACGACAAGAAAGAGCUGAAGGGUUACGUUCGGAUAUCUGUUGGGAAGCCUGAACAGACUGAUGUCUUGAUGGAAGGCCUUAGACGAUUCUAUUAAUGUACUUCCUAUGUUAAUCUUUAUUGUUAUAAGAGGCUGCUUUUUAUUGGUGUAAUGUUCAAGUACUAUUUGUAUUUGUACUAACCAAUUUUACUUCUUUCAUUGUGUCCCCAUAAAAUUUGACCAUGGGGUUCACUUCGUACUUUUUUGUCAUGGUGACGGUAGUAUUUUCUUUGAAUAAAAUAGCGUUGUUCACGUGU
This is a messenger RNA of Morus notabilis, 2081 nucleotides long. Its product is annotated as histidinol-phosphate aminotransferase, chloroplastic. Gene Ontology annotation, molecular function: pyridoxal phosphate binding; L-histidinol-phosphate:2-oxoglutarate transaminase activity. Bases 625 to 1881 code for a protein of 418 amino acids. The record is from RefSeq and is a predicted model, not a curated record. Gene Ontology annotation, biological process: L-histidine biosynthetic process. Lineage: Eukaryota; Viridiplantae; Streptophyta; Magnoliopsida; Rosales; Moraceae. The transcript is spliced from 9 exons.